CUUGCAGCGCGUGCUCACUGCUCUCUGCCCUUCUCUGCCUCGCUCUGUCUGGUGCUUGGACUUUGCGCCAAGUGCUACUAGUACACAGCCAAAAAAAAUCUAGCCUUGCCUUCUGCUUCAUGAACCUGAAUGUUCCUAUUAUGCAUGAAUUGCAUUAGUACUGGUGCAAUGGGCGUCAUCUGAUUUCUGAUCUCAUGCACUGCUUCAGAGCUUCGUCCACAUCAAAGUGAGGUGAGCAUGCCUUUUUGAAAGCACCACUCACAUGGUCACUGUCAGGGUUAGCCCAUGAUUGACGCUGUCAUUCAGGGCGGCAGCGCAACAAGGGCGCAAGUGCUGUGAGUCCUCGUCGGCUAAAGAUGAUAACAGAAGGUAAAUGCAAGCUGUAGUAUUAUUCAACGGAGCAACAUCGUGGUUUGCACUCGCAAAAUUAUCAUUCUUCAAGCCGGACAUCAACUUCUUCUGGUAUAUUGUCUAAUUCAUUCAUGUCAUCAAGUUGGACACCGGACGAAUCGUCCAACACACUUCUAGCAGAGAAAGGUUGGUUGCAGGGUACAGUGGUCAGCGCCGUUGCCUACGGCAUUGGCGUCGCCCUGUACUUUAUGUGCUUCCAUCUACUUUUCCGGCAGAUGACCCGCACGAACUACAGAAAACACCUGCCUCUACUCAUGCACAUCACCGUGACUUUCAUCCUCAGCACCUUGUUCAUGGCAGCACUGGCCAAUUUCACGCAACUCGCAUUCAUUCAAGAUCGCAAUUAUCCGGGCGGUCCGAACGCAUUUGAGGAUGAUAUGUUCGGCAUUCCUGUGGACAAUCUUGGAAAUGUCUGUGGCUUGAUAGCAAUGCUUCUUUCAGAUGGAUUGGUAGUCUGGCGCUGCUUCGUAAUUUACAAAGGGUGUAGGGUGCCAAUGUGGAUCAUCAUGUUAUUGCCUGGUCUGAUUUUCGCUGCAUCUGUUGUCAUGGGAAUAAUGUGGCUGCUUCAAGUAACCUCUAGCUCCCCAUAUGUUUCCCCGGCUCAAUUCCAUAGCAUCAACUAUACCAUUCCCUAUCCCAGCCUCUCGCUCGCUCUGAAUAUCAUCGUCACCAUCGUUAUUGUACUUCGACUGCUCACAUAUCGUUACCACAUUUCCAAAGUCCUCGGCUCCAGCUACGGAACUCAAUACACGUCGAUUGCCGCGAUGUUAAUUGAAUCCGCCGCUCUUUAUUCCGUGUUUUCGGUUGCGUUUCUUACUCUAUUCCUUCUGAAUAGUCCCGUCGCGGAGAUAUUUGUCGAUUCACUGAAUCAGAUUCAGGUAAUUGCAAUGCUGCUCAUAGUUUUCCGAGUCGCGCAAGGAAAGAGUUGGUCUCAGGACACCAUGUCUAAGGUAAUGACCUCGAAUCGAUCAGCGCAACCCGUCCACGUGGAUCUCGCGUCUAGUUCGCGGGGCAACUCCAAAACGUUUGCCACUUCCAAUAACAUUGCAAUUGGGACGCACGAGACUUACAAGAUUAGCGACCGCGGUUCAGCAGAGGCAACUUUGUGAGCAAGGUCAUUUAAAUACCUGGAUUAUGCGGGCACUUAAAUAUUGCGCUCAGAGGAAUAUUGUAUAAUACGGAAAAUGGUGUAUCGGUUUAGUUAGUCCCAAUGCGCCCUCCACUCCACCCACUUUUCAUGACUCUCAUCGAGGGCAGAAUAUACUUUUUCCCAGUCUC
Molecule: messenger RNA, 1689 nt
Organism: Suillus clintonianus
Lineage: Eukaryota; Fungi; Basidiomycota; Agaricomycetes; Boletales; Suillaceae
Exons: 4
Coding region: 483-1520 (345 amino acids)
Source: RefSeq, a predicted model, not a curated record